UAGUACGCGAUCGGACGCACGCGUUUAAUAUAAUAUAUUAUCAUUAACAAUACAAGACCAUGAAACACGUUGAAAUUGUCAUCGCGUCUCUGAUAUUACUAUUACAAUAUUGUGCUUCGCUUACUAUAUUAACGAUAUUCCCCUACCAUGGCAAAAGCCACUUUUUUGUGCAUCGUGUUUACAUACAAGAAUUAGUUAAUCGGGGUCACAAUGUAACUGUAAUAUCCCACUUCCCAGAAAAAAAUCCACCGCAUAAUUAUCACGACAUUAGUCUAGCAGGGAGUAUGAAAAUUUUUGAAGAUGAUUUGCCCUUUCAAAAAUCCUACUUAACAGUGAUUGGAGCCGGUAUAUUUCUUACAUUUACCGGAAAACAAAACUGUGAAGUGAUGCUAGCAAAUAAAGAAGUGCAAAAUCUUAUAAACCAAAAACCUAAGUUUGAUGUUGUUAUUGUGGAACAAUUUAAUAGUGAUUGUGGAUUGGGCAUUGCAUAUAAGUUGGGUGCUCCCGUAGUAGGAAUAACAUCCCACAUUUUGAUGCCAUGGACUUACAACAAAUUCGGUAUACCUUACCACCCUGCUUAUGUUCCUUUCCACUUUCUGGAAGGGGGAACUAAACCUACACUCUACCAACGUGUUGAGAGAACUAUUUUUGACUUUUAUUUCAAAACGCUCUAUUAUUUUGUGUCACAACGAAGCAAUCAACAAGAACUUGCUAAAUACUUUGAUGACAUACCCCCUUUGGAGGAACUUGCCCGAGAUAUAAAAGUUCUCCUACUAUAUCACAAUUUUAUUCUCACUGGUUCAAGAUUAUUCCCAGCAAACGUUAUUGAAGUUGGUGGCUAUCAUGUAUCUGAAUCAAAACCCUUGACUGAUAAAUUACGCAAAUUCGUAGAGGAAGCUGAGCAUGGUGUUAUAUACAUAAGCUUCGGGUCAGUCAUAAAAAGCUCUACAAUGCCGGAUGAUAAACUCCAAGCUAUUUUAGGGGCUAUUUCUGAAAUGCCUCAACGAUUCAUUUGGAAAUGGGAGAGCAAAAUAAAAUUACUAGACGAAAAUAAACUCUACCUCGCUGAAUGGCUACCACAAGUUGACAUUUUAGGUCACCCAAAGACGUUAGGGUUCGUAUCCCACGCUGGUAUGGGCGGCACAACAGAAGCUGUACACUUUGGAGUACCAGUCAUCGCAAUGCCACUGGUUGGAGACCAACCAUCGAAUGCUGCUGCCAUCGAAGAAAGUGGUCUAGGAGUACAACUGCAAAUAGAUGACUUGACCAAAGACAAUUUAGUUAAGACGUUUAGAAAAAUCCUAGAUCCUCAAUUCAGAGAGAACGUUAAGCGUGUAUCGAAAGCGUGGCACGAUCGUCCUCUGUCCCCUCUGGAUACCGCAGUUUACUGGACCGAAUUUGUGGCUCGCAAUCCCAACGCUACGUAUAGAACUGCUGCUGUAAAUGUACCUCUCUAUCAAUAUUGGUGCCUUGAUAUUAUUAGUGUAUAUGCUACGAUACUCAUAUGUUUAUAUUACGGUAUAAGUCUGAUCAAGAGAUUAGUGUGCAAGAAGAAUACUGAAAAGCUGAACCCGACAACUAAGAAAGAAAAUAAAAAGAGAUCAAAACGUGAUUUAUUAUUCUCAUGCGUCUGGACGCAUUGCGCGCUUCGUCUGUUAACCAUGAAUCAUGCAAUAAUAAUUGCGUUACUUAUCACUGUAUUGACUCAAAUUGCUAUUUCUAUAAAUAUCCUGGCAAUAUUUCCCUAUCAUGGAAAAAGCCACUUCUUAGUUUAUCGAAUAUUUCUACAAGAACUUGUGAAGAGAGGUCACAACGUUACUGUAAUAUCACAUUUCCCAGAAAAAGUGACGGCACAUAAUUACAAUGAUGUAAGUUUAGCUGGAAGUAUCAAAAUUCUAGAAAAUGAAGAUCUUCCCUUUCAUAAGUCUUAUCUAACAGUGCUCGGGACUGGCGUGUUUCUGACAACAACCGGAAAAGAAAACUGUGAAGUGAUGCUAGCAAAUAAAAAUGUGCAAAAUCUUUUGAACAAAAAACCUAAAUUUGAUGUUGCUAUCGUGGAACAAUUUAAUAGUGAUUGUGGAUUAGGCAUUGCAUAUAAGUUGGGUGCUCCCGUAGUAGGAAUAACAUCCCACAUUUUGAUGCCAUGGACUUACAACAGAUUCGGUAUACCUUACCACCCUGCUUAUGUUCCUUUCCACUUUCUGGAAGGGGGAACUAAACCUACACUCUACCAACGUGUUGAGAGAACUAUUUUUGACUUUUAUUUCAAAACGCUCUAUUAUUUUGUGUCGCAACGAAACAAUCAACAAGAACUUGCUAAAUACUUUGAUGACAUACCGCCUUUAGAGGAGCUUGCGCGGGAAAUCAAAGUUCUUCUACUAUAUCACAAUUUUAUUCUCACUAGUUCAAAAUUAUUCCCAGCAAACGUUAUUGAAGUUGGUGGUUAUCAUGUUUCGGAAUCAAAACCAUUGACUGGAGACUUAUGGAAAUUCAUAGAUGAGGCUGAGCAUGGUGUUGUAUACAUAAGCUUCGGCUCGGUCAUAAAGAGUUCUGUAAUGCCAGAUGACAAACUUCAAGCUAUAUUAGGAGCUAUGUCCGAAUUUCCCCAACGAUUUAUAUGGAAAUGGGAGAGCAAAACAAAAUUGCUGGAUGAAAAUAAGCUCUAUCUUGCAAAAUGGUUACCCCAGGUUGAUAUUUUAGGUCAUUCAAAAACCUUAGCAUUUCUAUCCCAUGGUGGGAUGGGAGGAACAACAGAAGCAAUACACUUCGGAGUGCCAAUGGUCGCAGUGCCGGUUUUUGGAGAUCAGCCCUCCAAUGCAGCUGCUAUAGAAGAAAGUGGUCUAGGAGUUCAACUGCAAAUUAGGGACUUGACGAAAGAGACCUUAGUUGCGGCAUUUAAAAAAGUACUUGAUCCUCAAUUCAAAGACAACGUAAAGCGUUUGUCAAAGGCGUGGCACGAUCGUCCCCUGUCCCCUCUGGAUACCGCAGUUUACUGGACCGAAUUUGUGGCUCGAAAUCCCAACGUUACGUAUAAAACUGCAGCUGCUAAUGUACCUCUCUAUCAAUAUUGGUGUCUUGAUAUUAUAAGUGUGUUUGCUACAUUAUUUAUAAUCAUCUAUUUUCUUAUAAGUCUUAUCAAGAGAUUGUUGUGCAAGAAUAGUGAAAAAGUGAAACAGACAACUAAGAAAGAAAGUAAAAAGAGAUCCAAACGUGAUUAAUUUUUUAAUUUGAAAUAAAGUUAUUGGUUGAA
Colias croceus (clouded yellow) is the source of this 3250-nucleotide messenger RNA. RefSeq lists its product as uncharacterized. Gene Ontology annotation, molecular function: UDP-glycosyltransferase activity. The record is from RefSeq and is a predicted model, not a curated record. The transcript is spliced from 8 exons. The coding region runs from base 60 to 3218 and encodes 1052 amino acids. NCBI's taxonomy places the organism in Eukaryota, Metazoa, Arthropoda, Insecta, Lepidoptera, Pieridae.